AUGUUCAGAGAAGCAAUAUUCGAUGUUCUCUCCAAUUCAAUCUCCGACGACUCUUUCCCCGCCUUCAACCACAUGUUCCUCCACAAACCCCCCUCAGUUUCCGACCAGCCGCCCCCGCCCCCACCGGUUCUCCCCAAGAAGAAGCGUAACCUCCCCGGAAAUCCAGACCCUGAUGCAGAAGUGAUUGCUCUAUCGCCGACGAGCCUUUUAGCGACGAACAGAUUCGUGUGCGAGAUCUGCAACAAGGGUUUCCAGAGGGAUCAAAACCUGCAGCUCCACAGGAGAGGCCACAACCUACCGUGGAAGCUCAAGCAGAGAAAUGGCAACGAGAAUCGGAAGAGAGCGUAUGUUUGCCCCGAGCCGACUUGCGUGCACCACCACCCGUCUAGGGCUUUGGGCGAUCUCACCGGCAUCAAAAAACACUACUGCCGCAAACACGGCGAGAAGAAAUGGAAGUGCGAAAAGUGCGAUAAGAUCUACGCCGUCCGGUCCGAUUGGAAAGCCCACUCAAAGACCUGCGGUACCCGAGAGUACAAAUGCGACUGCGGUACCCUUUUCGCUAGGUAA
Molecule: messenger RNA, 567 nt
Organism: Erythranthe guttata (spotted monkey flower)
Lineage: Eukaryota; Viridiplantae; Streptophyta; Magnoliopsida; Lamiales; Phrymaceae
Source: RefSeq, a predicted model, not a curated record